CAGUCGUUGUUUACGGCUCAUCACGUGCUGGGGGAACGGCGCACAGUCGUGCACUGUCCACAUUCCAAUGGCCAACACAAAAAAGCUCCGUUUUGCUUAUCCCCAUCCAGUUUUUAGGCUGCCCAUCAUGUCGCGCAAACAGGAAUACAUCGCCAGAACGCGGUUUCUGAACGAUUUGCCGCCGCCGCCGUGCGCGCCAAAGUUGCUCACAUACAACUCGCUCCCCCAGGAAGACUUGGGGCUGGUGGACUCGCCGGCGUUGUUAUCGUCGGUCUUCCGCAAAGAGAACUUCCGGAGCUUGGUCGGAUGCGUGGGUAUGCGCUUGGACUUGCUAGCGAUGCCCGGCGUGCUUGAUUACGGUGAUGAGCGCGCGAUGUUUGCGUUGAACAACCAUAUCGACUUGCACCCAGACGACCGCAUUCUCCUCCGCGAUCCAGGUGCCGAGCGUGUGGCCGCCAAGGAUCCUGGUGUGAGUUUCUUGAGAAGAACCGAGUAUAUUUCAGAGAAAAGAAGCACCAUUCUGGGGUAUUCUGGGGACAAGAAGCGGGUAGAGGCGCAGGCCAUCGACCCCGAGUCGCAAGUGGCAGCGGUGGAAGCCACGUUCCAGUUUUGUUUGGACACAGACGUGGCGUCGUUGAAACACCCAAAGAAGGCCCACCUCACGGCAAAGAAGACGUGGGCGUUUUUACCAGACACGUCGGCUAUGGACCAGAAUUACAUGACGAUCAAGUUCGUAAACUCCGCGGCAUUAUCGCGCGAGCAACACAAGUCCGCGGGAGAGGCGUUGGAUACGUCUAUCUUCAAGCCGACCACCUUAGACUCUGGUGAAUGGAUCUCCUUCUACAAGACCUCACAAGCUGCCUCCGAUACAUUGAAGCGCAAGUUCGGUGAGGCCAACCCCGCACAUGGCUUAGACGAGAGCGAGACCUUCUCGUUCAAGCGAAUUAGAGACUACGAAAUGAAAUUCAACCGUUUUGCCAGAACCGACGAGUUGGCCGUUGAGUUGCACCGCGAGAAUAGUACCGCCGUUUUCUUACCAAUCGGCGGGAGAAUCGAUCUCUCCACUAGAAGAGUGCCGCCCGCGUUGAAGAAGGUGGUGGAAGACAACACGAUUGACGCGAUCAACUUUUCGUUGACGGAACCGACGGUGGAGGAGACCAGAGCCAGGGACAGUGUUAGGGGCCAAUACGAUCCGCUCAACUACGGGCAGGAGGAGGUUGAGGAGAGCGAGAGCGAGGAUAACGAAGAUAGUGGAGCUAUCUGAGUCUAUAGUAUGUUAAUAUAUGUGAAAAUAGUAUUAGAGAAGAGCAAGCACCAUUUGGAAAGCACAAAUUGUCGGAGUCCGAUACGUUCAGAUCUCCAUGGCCAGGUCGACCCCAACUACUCACAAGUAAUUUUCAUGAGAGAUUGUUCCAGUCUGGCGGGAACUUUUUUUUUCUUCUUGCUCUAUAUUUUGUCUCUAGUUUGCCGAUAUAUUUCUAUAUAGGCCGACAAUUAUUC
Babjeviella inositovora NRRL Y-12698 is the source of this 1500-nucleotide messenger RNA. RefSeq lists its product as uncharacterized. Gene Ontology annotation, cellular component: Cdc73/Paf1 complex. Bases 68 to 1264 code for a protein of 398 amino acids. The transcript has a single exon. Gene Ontology annotation, biological process: transcription elongation by RNA polymerase II. Gene Ontology annotation, molecular function: chromatin binding; RNA polymerase II complex binding. The record is from RefSeq and is a predicted model, not a curated record. NCBI's taxonomy places the organism in Eukaryota, Fungi, Ascomycota, Pichiomycetes, Serinales.